UUUUCAGGCCGGAUAUAGUAAAAAUGCUGCUCUGAUUUCUGUUCACCGCUGUGCUCAUUGAGGGUAUGUGAUGGCUCUACAUGGCCUCAGCAGGGCCAGAAGCCUAUAGCCUAAGCCUUGAGACAGGAAACCGGUUCCAUGCGGGCAUCCCAUCAGGGCUGACAGUGCCACCACUCACAGUGAAGCUUCACGAAACCAAGACCUGGUACCUCGCAAAGCAGCAGCUGAAACCCAUCUGGCAGCUGGAACGGAAUCAUGUGACCCCUCUCCAACACCGCCACCCAGCCCACUCAGGGACCUCUCUCUCGCGUUCCUGCUUCCUGCGUCCAGACUUGCCAUGUCGUGAGGCAGUGCUUCUGAGCCCUCCUCCAUCUCAGCCCCAUUCUUUCCCAAACUUUCUUGGAAGUGCCCUGCUCUGUCGACGUUCUUACUUCAGACACAAGCCCUAUCGGAGGCUUGAGUCCAUCUGUGUGCAGCCAGGUGCUUUGGAGAAGAAAGCUCUUCGCAUCCCACCACCUUUCCUUUGUUCCAUUCCUAACAACGUCAUGUCAUCCUCAACCAUGGAUCCAUUUCUGGUGCCAAGUACCCCCAGUGGGCGUUCCAGUCCAGUGUCAAAGGGGUUUACCCUCAACUCAGGGAAGCAGAGCUCCAGUUCCUAUAGACCAGUGCUAAACAAUAACUCUUUUCUGAGGCCAACCAGUGCUAAAGUGCCUUUGCAGCAGCACCAUCACCAACCACUACCACCAGAAAAUAAGAAGCUAAAAAGCCUGUCAAGACCGCCAGGGUUCUCUUGGACUCAUUCUGGGGGGCAUGGAGAUUGUUCCAUGAAUCUAGAUAGGAAACUUGGGAGAAGUAACGGCCUAACUCUAGAACAAACUGGUGCUAGAUCUUGCUUACCUAUUCACAACAGCCCAGUCCUCAAAGUAGAUCGGUCGUCUUGGCGAGCUGAGGAUGGUGAGAAUAGAUCGCAGAACCUAAAAGAACAAAAUGUUCGGUUGACCGAAGCCAUGAGGAAGCUGACUGCUAGUGGUAUCCGGAAGAUUAGUACCUACAAUGAGUUUGGUCACCGCAUUGACAGCUCCUGCCUUAUGAAUGCAAACUUCCACUCCACUUUGUUCAGCCGGUGGAAACCGCACAUUGUAGCACAGAUCACCCCAAAAGAAGUAUCAGCUGCUGCCCCUCCAAAUCUGGAACAUGACGGCCGCCGCCAGAGCCUUACUGGUUCAGAGGGUGCUGAAAUCUGCACUAAGCGCAUCAACGUUCGCUGUCUAGCCUCAGAUCCUGAGCCUUCCAACCAUACCGCCUCAAGCCCAAUUGUCAGUUCUCCAUCUGUCAGUAGUACAGAGCAAGUGGUUAAAACGGAGCUGUCCCCGCGGUCUACUGUCUCUGACGAAGAGACAACAAUUUCAUCUCUACCGUUCGGCACAGAUACCAAAUGGGGUCAGCCUACUGCUGUGAAAGAUACUGACUCUACGCUUAACUUGCCCCUGCUGGACCAAGCAGAAGUGGAGGAUAUAGAAGAAGAACUCCCUGAUGGCUUGGAAGACGUCUGCAGUCAGGAUGAGGAGGGAGAAGAAGAUGAUGACGAAGGUGAAUCAGAUGGUUCGUCCUCAACUGAAUUGUCCCCCAGUGGUUCUGUGGCUGCUAUAUCCAGGAAUUGCAUCGAGGGAUUGGUACCACCACUUGAGGGCCAAGAGCGAAUUCUCAAGCCAGCUCUUGUAUGCAGCCUGUUCCCUAAUGUGCCUCCUACCAUAUACUUUGGUACCCGAGAUGAGAGAGUGGAGAAGCUUCCUUGGGAGCAGAGGAAGAUGCUGCGAUGGAAGAUGAGCACUGUGACUCCAAACAUUGUGAAGCAAACCAUUGGCAGGUCUCACUUCAAAGUCAGCAGGAGAAACAAUGACUGGCUGGGUUGCUGGGGCCAUCACAUGAAGUCUCCUGGAUUCAGAAUUGUCAAGGAGCACCAGAAGCUGAACCACUUUCCUGGCUCGUUUCAAAUCGGGCGGAAGGACCGGCUGUGGAGAAAUGUGUCCAAAUUGCAGACGCGCUUCGGAAAGAAGGAGUUCAACUUCCUGCCACAAUCCUUUAUCCUCCCUCAAGAUAUCAAACUGCUCAGGAAGGCUUGGGAAGAUUGUGGAAGCCGCCAGAAGUGGAUUGUGAAGCCGCCAGCAUCAGCCAGGGGCAUUGGUAUCCAGGUCAUCCAUAAAUGGAACCAGCUGCCAAAGCGCAGGCCACUGCUGGUGCAAAGAUACUUGCAUAAACCCUACCUCAUUGGUGGAAGUAAGUUUGACUUAAGGAUAUAUGUUUACGUCACAUGCUACGACCCAUUGCGUAUCUACUUGUUCAAAGAUGGACUUGUCCGUUUUGCCAGCUGCAAGUACUCCUCAUCCAUGAAAAGCCUCAACAACAAGUACAUGCACUUGACCAACUACAGUAUCAACAAGAAGAAUGUUGAAUACAAAGCCAAUGGAGAUGAAACUGCUUGCCAAGGGCACAAGUGGGCACUGAAAGCACUCUGGAACUAUUUGAACCAGAAAGGAAUUGACAGUGAAGCCAUCUGGGAGAAGAUAAAAGACAUCGUUGUCAAAACCAUUAUUGCGUCAGAGCCCUACAUCACCAACCUCGUGAAGUUGUAUGUGCGGCGCCCUUACUGCUGCCAUGAGCUGUUUGGGUUUGAUGUCAUGCUGGAUGAGAAUCUCAAACCAUGGAUCCUGGAAGUCAAUAUCUCACCUAGCCUCCAUUCAAACUCUCCCCUCGAUGUCAGUAUCAAGGGCCAAAUGGUCCGGGAUGUCCUAAACUUGGCUGGCUUUAUAUUGCCAAAUGCGGAUGAUGUGGCUUCGCUUUCUGGAAGUUCUACAACCAGUUCUACAACCAGCUUGAAUUCUUCCAUGAAGGAAAAAUCCAGGCCAUCGCUCGAGUUAUUCACUGCUGAGAAGACAAAGAAAGCUUAUUAUCUGACCCAGAAAGUGCCUGAUCAGGAGUUCUGUUCCACCAUCCUGGAUGUCCUGACCCCAGAUGAUGUGCGAGUCCUGGUCGAGACAGAGGACGAAUUGGCUCGGCGUGGACAGUUUGAACGAAUUUUCCCCUCACGCGUCUCCAUGCGCUACCUGAGCUUCUUUGAGCAGCCGCGCUACUUCAACAUCCUUGUUGCCCAAUGGGAGUUGAAAUAUUCUUCAAAUAAGACCAAAGGGGUGGAUCUGCUCAGAAGCUGGUGUUACAGAGGCUAUCACAACGGGGUAGUAACAGAUACCACAUUGAUGUGGACCCUUCCGAGAACCCAGGUCUAUUUGAAGAAUGAUUUCAUCUUGAAUGGCAUGAGCAAGAUUGAGUCAGGCCGAAUCAGCAAAGCCCUUGUCCAGCGAGAUGAAGACGAAUCAUCCCGAAGCCAAGAAAUGACCACUUGCACUCAGAGCUUACCUCUGAUAAAAUACACGGCUGGAACGCUCAAGAAAGGCACAGUCCCUCAGGCCUUCAGCAGUGCAAGCCUGGUAAAGUGAUGAGGAAUCACAUGAGAGUUGCCAGUUUCCCCUCCCUAGCAGUGUAUGGAGGGAGAGGACACAUACAGCCUACCUCAGCAAAUGCUUGGAAAGCCAACCUUGGAGGCAUGGGGAGAGUCUCGUGUCCAGCAUGCCCACCCAAGGACUAUUUUUUUGAAAGGAAAUUGGGACAAAGGGGAUAUGUCGUCUGUCUUGGUCAAAAGGGACAAAAACUCCGUUUAUAUAUAUAUAUAUAUAUAUAUUUUGUGUGUAUGAGUGUGAGAGACAAAGGAAGUUUCUAAACACAGAAAGCUUGGAAAACGUGUUUAAUUUUUAGUGUGAAUUCCUUGCAGUUCAUUGACCUUGCCAUGUUCCUCAUCACCUGAGCCUCAAGUGCCUCUCACUGCUACGUGCCAAUGUGUUAGGUCAGACUGCGGCGCUGCACAUCUCAAGUCUCAGUCUGUGAAACGACUUGCUACCAGGUGGUCAGACUGUACGUAUUAGCAGUCAGUUUUAACAUUUCAUUCAUUCACAGCCAGAUGGAACAAGGUUCCUGUUCACCAAACACCGUGACAUUAUUACUUUUAAAAUGGCAACUUUUAACACCGGUAAAACAUAUGUAUUCAUAAAUGUUGUGAUACACUGUUGAAAGAAAUGGAGGAUGAGGGGGGGGGAUGCAUGUAGUUGAUAUUCUCUCUGUACAAGUCCAUGGUUCUUUGAUGCUGUCUUCUUGUUUGAGUUCAGUCCUUAAUGGCAUUUUCUGCUUAUUUGUUAUUCUGUGAUGAAGCAGGUCUUGCAGUGUGCUGGCCCAAAGUACAAAACUGGCAUAAGGGGGAGUGCAGGUGAGAUUUUCUUAAAUCACAAGGAGCAUCUUCUUCAGGAUCUAGCACAGUGCCAGGCCUUGGGAUAAGAAGCGUUAGAAGAUGGGCAAAUCAAGUUUGUCAUUGUUAAAUGCCUACCGUACGUGCAUAUUGUAAAACACACUCUGCAAUCCUUUUCCCCUGAGGAAGCUUUGAUUAAAGUUUAGUCUUUGA
Messenger RNA from Heteronotia binoei (common prickly gecko), 4507 nucleotides. It is a transcript of the gene TTLL4, whose product is annotated as tubulin tyrosine ligase like 4. Bases 81 to 3494 code for a protein of 1137 amino acids. Gene Ontology annotation, molecular function: tubulin-glutamic acid ligase activity; tubulin binding. Gene Ontology annotation, biological process: protein polyglutamylation; microtubule cytoskeleton organization. Gene Ontology annotation, cellular component: cilium. The transcript has 18 exons. The record is from RefSeq and is a predicted model, not a curated record. NCBI's taxonomy places the organism in Eukaryota, Metazoa, Chordata, Lepidosauria, Squamata, Gekkonidae.